Dictyostelium discoideum AX4 is the source of this 1980-nucleotide messenger RNA. RefSeq lists its product as hypothetical. Bases 1 to 1980 code for a protein of 659 amino acids. The transcript has 2 exons. NCBI's taxonomy places the organism in Eukaryota, Evosea, Eumycetozoa, Dictyosteliales, Dictyosteliaceae. The record is from RefSeq and is a predicted model, not a curated record.
AUGGAAAUAAACUUUUGGAAAUUUUAUAGAAACAAAUAUUUGAAUAAAAUUAUAUAUUCAAAUUUUGAAUUUUCAAAUAUUUAUUCAUAUGAUAGAUUAUAUAAUGUUUCAGAAAUUUUAUCUAAAUAUACAAAUGGUAUUGAAAUUUUAAAAGAUAAAGUCAAAAAUAAUCAAUAUUUAUUUUUUGAAAUUAAAAUUACAGGUAUUAUUAGAGAAACAUUCCCAAAUUUGAUCUUAGAGCUAAUUAAAAAGGAUGAACUAUUUUAUAAUCAAUUAUUUGGUAAUAAUGAAUAUUAUUCAAAAAACUUUAAUCUUAAUGAAUUAUUUAUUAAAAUUAUUCAAUCAUCAAAUUUAGUAGCAUUAAAAUCAUUUAUCAAAUUAAUAUAUAAAAAAAACAAAAAUAAAAUUAAUAAAUUUAAUGAUAAUUUUAAAGUUUUUAAUUAUAAAAGUUUAAAAAUGUUGAAAUAUAUAAUAACGAUUGGUGGUGAUAAACUAUUAAAGAAUUUAGAAUAUGGUGAUAUAGAAUUGUUUAAUAACUCUUUUAAAUUAAAACAUUUAAUUGAAAUUUUAAAAUUUUCUUCACAAACAAUGUCAAGCAAUAAUCAAAUAAACAAAGAAAUAUUAGAAUCUAAUUUAUUUACAAAUCAAUUAAAAAAAUUGUCAAUUAAUGAAAUUUUAGAAGAAUAUUCAUCAAUUUUAAAUAAUAACCAACAACCAGAAAUUAAAUUUAAAAUAUUAGAACUAAUUAAUUUAUUUUAUUUAAUAAUUAAUAAAAAUGAAAAUGAAAAACCAUUAAAUUAUUAUAUUUUAUUUAAAAAUGAAAAUGAAAUUGAAAAUAAAAUUUAUCAAGAUUAUCAACAACAAGAACCGCAACAAAGACAGAUUGAACUAAAUCCAAAUUCAAAUGAAACUACAAGUAAAAGACAAGAGAUUGAAUAUUUAAUUAAUUCAUUUAUUUUAUCAAGUAAUAAUAUUGAAUUGUUAGAUAAAGUUAUUAAAGAAAACAAUUCAAUAAAUUUUUAUGAAAAAUAUAAAUCAAUUACAUUUUCAAGAAUACUAUCAAUUGAAAUUUUAAAUUAUUUUUUUGAAAAUUAUCAAGAUUUAUUUUUUAAUGAUUUAAAUUUGAAUUGGGUUAAUAUUGAAUCAAUUAAAGUAUUUAAACAUUAUAAAUUAUUAAUGAAAAGUUUAAAUAGAAAUUUAUCAAUUAUCAUUAAUGAUAGUAAUCAUCAAAUUGAAUUAAUACCAAAUCAAUUUAAAACAGUUUCAACAAAUUUUAAAAAACCAGGUGAAUUAUUUUUAGAUUUAUUAUUAAAUUAUAAUAAUAAUCAUCUUAAAGAAAUACCUAAUUUGGAUUUAUUUAAGGAAUUAAUAUAUAAUUCAUUAAAUUAUUAUAAUAAGCAAGAUUCAUUUAUUGAAAUUUUAAAAACAUUUAAAAUUAAAUCAUCUUCUUUUGAUUUUUCAUUAAUUGAAAAUGAAAAUCAUAAUAAUUAUAAAAUUAUUAAAUGGUUAUUUUCAAAAACACCAACAACAUUUAAUGAAUUUAAAAAUUCAAAAAAGGAAAUUAUAAUUAACCAAAAUUUAAAAAUUAAUUCAAUUAAUAAUGAACAAUUAUUUAUUUCAUUAUUUAAAAUUGGUUAUUAUAAAAAAAUAUUUCAAUUAUUAGAUAAUAAUCAAAUUUCAAGAAUGAAUAUAAUUAAUUUUCAUUUUCCUGGUAAUUCAAUAGAUACAAAAUAUUAUAUUAAAUAUAUUACAGUUGAAUAUAUUGAUUAUUUAUUUAAUUUUAUUUUUAAUAAAAAAAUUGAAAUUAUGCAGCUUGGUUGUCAUUCUAAAAAAUUUAAUUGGGAAACCUUUAUAAAUGAAAUAAUGAGAAAUGGUGAUUUAUUAAUUUUUAAACAUUUAAUUAAAAAUUAUGGUGGUUCAUUUAUUAUUAAUUCUCAAUUAUUUAAUUUGGAAUUUAAAGAAUUUUAUAAAAAUAAAUAA